Zingiber officinale is the source of this 1304-nucleotide messenger RNA. RefSeq names its product transcription factor bHLH18-like. The record is from RefSeq and is a predicted model, not a curated record. Gene Ontology annotation, molecular function: protein dimerization activity. The coding region runs from base 106 to 1068 and encodes 320 amino acids. The transcript is spliced from 4 exons. NCBI's taxonomy places the organism in Eukaryota, Viridiplantae, Streptophyta, Magnoliopsida, Zingiberales, Zingiberaceae.
AGAACCCUAUUUAAUCCACCAAAAAGCUUUAGAUUGAAAUUAAAAAUAGCGUCUUCUUCGAGAUAUUUGGAAAGACUGCUCUGUCAGCUUCUCUGUUUCUCAACCAUGGAAGCCAUGGCAUCUCCAUGCUACUCUGAUAUGGGAGUGGAUCAGGGAUUCUUCAACCAGUGGGAUUUGCAGCAGCUGGAGGUGGUUCUGGGACGAGAUCACUUCGAGCAGAGUCCUUCCUCCGAGAGCCAUACCGAGAGGCCCAUGAAGCAACUCAAGAGCAGCAGCUGGAGCUCCUGCACCACCACUGCCGACCAGAACUCAGCCUCGGCUCCGAGAAUUCUGUCGUUCGGCGAUCCCGACUCGCCGGUCUGCCGGUCGAGUUUUUACGGUAGCAUGGUGAAGAAGGUGGAGGAGGCGGCGGAGGGGUCUGUCAGCAUUAAUAUUGGCUCCAAGACGAGCUCCGCGGCGAAGAGGAUGUCCGGGCAAAACCACGAACACAUCAUGGCGGAGAGGAAGCGGAGGGAGAAGCUGAGCCAGCGAUUCAUCGAGCUUUCGGCCAUUGUCCCAGGUCUGAAAAAGAUGGACAAAGCUUCCGUUCUCGGCGAUGCGAUCAAGUAUUUAAAGCAACUCCAGGACAAGGUUGUGAACCUCGAAGACCAGGUCGCCAAGAGGAGCAUCGAGUCGGCGGUUCUGGUGAAGAAGACUCAGCUACUCGUCGAUGGUGACGGUGACGAUGACGACGACGACGACGACGACGAUACCUCCUCGAGCGAUGGCAACUCCGAAGAGGAUCAACGGCGGCUCAGCAGCGGCGGCUCCUUGCUCCCCGAGAUCGAGGCCCGAAUCUGCAACAAGUCCGUCUUGAUCAAGAUCCAGUGCGAGAACCGCAAAGGCGUGGUGGUGCAAGCGCUCUCGGAGAUCGAAAAGCUGCACCUCUCAGUAAUGAACACGAGCGUGAUGCCAUUCACUAGCAAUUCUCUCGACAUCACGGUCGCCGCUCAGAUGGAGGAGGAAUUUUCGAUGUCGGCUAAGGAUGUGGUGAAGAGGUUGAAUUCAGUAUUCAGACAAUUCAAAUGAGGCGAUGAUCGAUCGUAGAGAAGAUUAAGGCUGGAUCGAUCACCUCUCGAUCGAUCGAUCGAUCGUUUUCUUUUUCUUGUUUGCAUGAUAUAUUCGAUCAUGUUAUCAGAAGAGUUACCAGCUUUUUUCCCUUUUUUGCUUCUUUCUAUGGAAUCUGGCUUCCAUCGAGAAGUUGACCCUUGUAGCCAUUGGCCUGCCUUGAGGAAGGAAGGAUCAUAAUAACUUAAUUGGCUGUA